Molecule: messenger RNA, 323 nt
Organism: Effrenium voratum
Lineage: Eukaryota; Dinophyceae; Suessiales; Symbiodiniaceae
Source: the annotation of a GenBank genome assembly
GAGAAGGCUGAGAAAAUGGCGAAGACGUUGAUCGCUGCCACUCUCCGGCAGCGUGAGAAGGACACCAAGAAGAAGCAGAAGAAAGCCAGUUCUUCCCGGGGCCGGGGCCGCGGACACGGCGGACAACCUGAACUACUAGCAGAGGCUGAGGAUGAGGCUGAGGCUGAGGACGGCGCAGCCGCGGCACAGCUUCUGCAGCAGGCUGAACGCGAUCAAUCCAAGGUGGACGCAUUGCUGGUUGAGCACAUGUCCAAGUUCGAGUUGCCCAAGCACGUGCCUCUGACUCGCGUUUCCAGCACCGAGGAGAAGCAAAGCCGGAGCGC